Cooperia oncophora is the source of this 459-nucleotide messenger RNA. The record is from the annotation of a GenBank genome assembly. NCBI's taxonomy places the organism in Eukaryota, Metazoa, Nematoda, Chromadorea, Rhabditida, Trichostrongylidae.
AUGUUCCUGUUUAAAGGCCAAGAAGAUCUUCAUCUGGAUGAGCGAAUUAUGCAGUUGUUGCAUAUUUGUAAUCUUAUGCUUGCUGGUAAUUCAUCAAGUCGAAGUUGGCCUCCGUAUUGUGCUCGCCAUUACGCCGUGACUCCUCUUGGGACAAGAUCAGGACUAAUUCAAUGGGUUGGUGGUGCAACACCGAUGUUCCACAUUUAUAGAAAGUGGCAGCUGAGACAGGCCCAAAUUAAACAUUCUAUGGAGCGAAAGAAUGGUGUCCCGGCCACGACAGCGGCGCUUGACAUUGAUCGACCAACAGAUUUGUUCCAGAAGAAGAUGCGUGGAGUUUUUGCGGAUAAUAAUGUGGAAGCAGCAGUAAUUGCGGACCGCUCCAAGUGGCCACAUAAUCUACUGAGAGAAGUUUUCAAUACGCUUGUGAAAGAGACACCCAAGGAUCUCAUCAGUCGGUAA